CUGUUGCCGCGAUGGUAUCGUGUGUUUUGCGACAGUGACGGAAAGUGUCGCAAACGUGUGGGAGGCUUCAGGCACCGUUUGAUACGUAGCAAGGUAGCCGCCUAAACUGAACUGGAUAUCUACAGUUGAGGAGGAGCAGUCGGACGGUUCUUAAUAACAUACAAUGGAUUUUAGAAGGUCAAUGCAUCGUCUUUGUGCUCAUCUUCCACGGAUAUCGCCUCGUCCUGAAGGAGGUUGUACAGCGAGUGUGAUGUCCCGCUGCUCUGCUGGGUUGUGACGCGAGGAGGGGCUUGCGAAGCAGCCUGCAGGACAGUAUCGAUGACUUAGCAAUCAAAACCCAACUGACUAACGUUACACUCGUUAUGCAAUUGUAUUGUCUCUAUUCGCCCAGCCUGCUUCUCUGUAUGCCUAUUGACUGUCGUAAUAUCACCAUUCGUGGGAGACAACAGUAUUUACAUCUCUGGAGCUGCGUCAGGCUAGCUGAAGUUGAACAAGAUAACACCGGACGUUGGCUGAAAUUGCCUUCGCAAUAACUGCGCCAAACAUAUUUGUUUGUAUAGGUUUUGAAUAGCAACUGAGAUUUGCGCCUGUAUUGUUACCGUUGUAUGUACGAAGCCAUUCAUUUUAUUUUGGCAAAGCGGAAGUCGGGCUUGUUCCUGCUGUUUUGCCACUGGUAGGAAGUGGGAUGUGGCCAGGAUGCAUUUAUGCUUCUGUUUUAAGAUAUGAAAAUCAUUGAAUUAGUGCUGCUUCGGGAGCUCUGUUUCACCGCCGGACACAGGGGGAAUUGCGACAGUGUUGCCGGCCGUCGGGGUGGUUGUUUUCGGCGGUCCAAGACGGCGAGUACGCGGGAAGGUGCUGCGCUGGUUUCGUCUGGACCGGACAAUUUCAAUGAGGGUUUCUCAACCUCACGCCCUGACAAUUCGUGUCUGGCGCUCUAUUUUGUACAUACAUAAUAACAGCAUGUGAAUCGAUAGUCACGUCGUUGACUUUUUUAUUUUAUAUUUUUUCUUGGACAAAGACGUUGUGCCCGCACCGCCACACGUGUGUAUAUGUUUUGCAAAUGUCAACGACUCGGCGUCAAGUGAUGAUGGAAUCACCUCGAGCCCUCGGAAGACUGGAACUGACCCCCGGUUCAGGCGCUGUCGGGGUCAGCCCGACCACGCGGCUCUCCGGAGGGCACUCCGCAAAGGAGACGUGCGGGCAGCGGCCUCUGGGGCCACAAGGCCCGGCUCGUCUGAACGGCUGCAUCCCGCUGUCGCAUCAGGUGGCGGGUCAUAAGUACGGAGUAGAUACCGUGGGCAUUUUGCAGCAUCCAGAUGGAACAGUCCUAAAGCAGCUCCAGCCUCCACCCAGAGGUCCACGAGAGAUGCAGUUUUACAGCAAGGUGUAUGCAGAGGACUGCUGUGAUCCAUGCCUUCUGCACCUUCAGAACCAUCUGCCCAAAUACUAUGGCACCUGGUCCUCUCCUGACAGCCCCAAAGAGCUGUACUUGAAGCUGGAGGACGUGACCCGGCGCUUUAUUAAGCCGUGCAUCAUGGACGUGAAGCUGGGUCAGCGGAGCUACGACCCAUUUGCCUCGCAGGAGAAGCGGGAGCAGCAGAUCAGGAAAUACCCACUGAUGGAGGAGAUAGGCUUCCUGGUUCUCGGCAUGAGGGUUUAUAAAAUGUGUGGUGACACAUUUGACUCCUACGACCAGCAUUACGGGAGAGGGCUGGUUCAGGAAUCCAUUAAAGACGGCCUGGCUAAUUUCUUCCAUAAUGGUGUCAGUCUGAGGAAGGAUGCUUUGUCAGCUAGCAUCCACAGAGUACAGCGGAUCCUCCGCUGGUUUGAGUCUCAGCAGCAACUGGUCUUUUACGCCAGCUCCCUUCUCUUCGUCUAUGAGGGGCUCCCAUCCCCCUCUUCCUCCUCAUCGGCCUCCUCCUCCUCCUCCUCCCUUUCGUCCCUUCUCAGCACCCUGUCAAUCAGCCCUACUGUGGGGAAAACUGCCGCGUUGUCAUUGGCAGCAGACAGCAGUUGGGAGGGGAAAGCGAGACCGGAAGGGGCGAAGCUGGAAGAGGAGGUGGGCGAGUACAACAACAACAACAUUCAGGUGCAUCCCUGGGACUGCAGCCUGGCCACCAUUUACACUAACCACACGAAAAAGAGCCACCACCACUGUGCCAGGGGUCACCUCCGUGGCAACCAUGGAGACAGCAAUGCUGUGGAGACAACGGCAGGCCCGGUUCCUGAAGAUAACAUCUCAGCGCUGUGUGAAGAAGACAACUCGACGUGGAAACGAACUGGCGAGUCACAGCCGGCCAACGGAAACAGAAACAAGUCCCAAGUGAAAGGGCAGGACGAUGAGGGAGGCAGGGAGGGCAGGUGCCAGAGGAGGCAAAGGGAGGAGGAUGAGGACGGAGAGACGAAAGGACGUGAAUGCGAUGCAACAGAUGGAGGCAGCGAAGACACAGAGGUGGAGGUUAGGAUGAUCGACUUCGCCCACGUUUUCCCGAGCGAAAGCCCCGAUCACGGCUACAUCUACGGCCUCAAACACCUGCUGACGGUGCUGGAGCAGAUCCUCUGUGAUGCCGCCUAGAGCCCCAACUCCUUGCUAACUGCUCUAGACCGACUGAAGGUGUCCAUUCUGACAAUCCUCCUCUCCUCAAAAGACCGACACCUUCAAAAGGGAUUAUUAUUAUUAUCAUCAUCAUCAUCUCACCUGUUUGUGACGAUCCGUCCGUCCGUCUGUCUGUAUGUAUGUUGUUGACAUUUUUUUCUGUGGUCAGCACCACUACAUGCACUAACCAACCCAUGAAGGCAUUGCGACCCUGUACUUAAACACAACAUCUUUAGCUGAACAAUUUACUGGUGCUCAAAGAGCUGUACAAUGUUACGUGACGACACCUUCUGUGUACAUAUGCACAUGCAUAGAAAAUAUGCGUUUGUUUUCUGUAAAACCCAAUACGCAUAUCACUACACCACCUGGGGCUGGGCAGUGUGUAUAUCAGGAGCUGAUAGUCCUCGCGUAGCAGCUGUCCCUUUUCAUUUCUCUGGUCCAACAUUGAGGGAACUAUAUCAGCACUGCAGUUUAUAUGGCAAUAUCCAUUUUAAAAGAGUUUCAUUGAAGAGCUUCAAUGUGAUGAGGUACAAUACUUUUAUUUUUCUGUUAUGCAAUUUCAAUGAUUUCUCACUUUUUGGAAAGCUGACUGAUAUAUCAAUAUUACAGUAAGAUUACAGUAUGAACAAGAUGAUUAGCUCCGCGUCACCUUUUUGGCAGAACAAUCCAAAUUAACUUCGGUUGUCACAAGGAUUAACUUCACAUCAAGGCUUAGUAGCUUAUGUGUUUCUACCUGUAGUCCCCCAACACUACCAUGGAAACACAGGAGCGUUUGGACAACACAGUGAUGGAACAUGGAUCAAACUCCAUAUUUCUCCACAGGGCUAAACUGCAUUUGAUCCAUGUUGGUUUAAAACACACUGUCCCAUUACAAACAGAGCAAGGCUUUCAUUGGUCCCCUCUGAAACCAGUCAAAUGAGGGUUCAGGACCGAGCUCGGGAUCAGUGGUCUAACCAGAAGUCUGGAGAGUGUUGAGGUUUAAGUCGGGUCGUCAUUUAGUGUUUCUGGUGAAACGCGGUCUUCAGGUAUCUAACUCAGGUGAAUUUACUGUAAGCGAGAAUGCGUACUACUACUACUAUCCUCUCAGCGAGACGAUCCUCAUGCUGUCUGCUUGUUUUUUUUAAAGUCUUUAAUCUCAUGGUUGUCAUUAUCUCAUCAUCGCUGACCUUGAGUCAUGUUAAUAUUAGAGUGAAAUUCCACAUCCUUUUUUUCUUUUACCCAUGGCUGUUUUAUUGUACAUGUGUAUGCUGCCAAAUCCCCGUGUGUGUGUGUGUGUGUGUGUGUGUGUGUGUGUGUGUGUGUGUGUGUGUGUGUGUGUGUGUGUGUGUUAUAUGAAUACCAUUAUAUUGCCGAUGUCAUACCUUGUAACCCUGUCUUUUUAAAAGUAAUUUUUACAAAUCUUUAGAAAGCUUUAAGAUCAAGCGGUAACAUUGCUCAUGGGACACUGCCCAUACUCUCACAUUCAGUUCAUUAACCAUGAACUCUAUGGUUUUUAGUUACUAUAAUGUAAUGAAGGAGUUAUAGUAACUAAGGAGGGCAUGAAUCGGAAACUCAACCAUUUGCCACCCAAAUUCUGGAUAGAUGAUUGAUUCACAACGGUCUUUUUUUCUGUGGGGGAGUCUUCCUGUAUUAUACAUGAUGUGCUGUGAUUGGCAUCAUGAUCACAUGACAAGACUUCCUUAGGGAUCUUAAGAUUGUAGUAAAACAAUAUUUGCAAUUUUUAUAAAAAUGCUUUAACCCAAGUUGACUCCCUGUAGAGAGAAACUGAAUGACUGAGAGUGGGACAGAAUGAGAAAAGGACAGCAACUGAAUGCUUUCAUGUCAUUUACACUUUUUUUAUUUGAUGUCGUUUUUCUGGUGCGGAAGGACAGAGAUGUCCUGAGUGUUGGUUGUCUUUAUUACAUUAAUCUCAAUCAAUACAUUAAUCUUAAUCUCUCUGCAUUUUAUUUUGGUAGGACUCUUUUCAGCUUUUAAGGUUGAUGCUGUAGAUGUUAGAAAAUAUGUCAAAGGUUUAUUGAGACCAAAGCUUUCCAUAAAAACCUGUUCACUUCACUUAGCUGUGGUGGUCAAUACGAAUUUUUAAAAAUACUUCUUUGCAAUCAUGCCUUUGUUAUCUUGUUUGCCCCAGGAAACAGAUUUAGCUUGUUUUUAGAGAAAACAUGUGAUACGGUCCCCGCUUCUGGACCUUAAAAACACAUCUCAUACACUUUAUUAGCUGAUUGUUCAUCUGAAGAUCAGCUGAAGAUCACAAGGUACUGAUGCAGGCGUGUGUGAGAUUUUAUGUAUCUAUUUGCUCUGGAACGGAGUUUCUUUACAUGCAUUGAUUAAUGUGUGUGUCCUGCUCAACACAACCUGAAAGGACUCCACGAUGAAACCAACCUGGAUCUACGUGACCGAAGUUCUGUCUCUGUCAUUCCUAACCAUGUUUCUACCCAAGCAGGGCUAUAAUUUGUGGGGAGGAACAUGGACUAAUGCUAAUAGCCAUCAGGGGUGUUCGACACGUGGACGUCAUUAAGCAGCUUCUCCCUCAGUCUGUAUGAGAGACCGCCACUUUCCUUUUCAUUGCUCACCUUAAAGGGCCAGUACGUAGGGGACGUUUUAGCAGAGUUGCACCCCUGAUCUUGUAAAAGGGAGAGAGGCGCUCACACUGUUAGAGCCCACCUCACCCCACGCAGCGUCACCUUUCAGAGAGUCCAUGACAGACAGUUUUUACACUGUCUGUUGUAACUCACUUUACAUGCUCAGCCUUUGUGAACUCCAGGAUCCCAUGGCCUGGCUUUGAUUUUUGUUAGUUUAUGUAGCUUGUAAUAUAUGAACAGAUUAACUAAAUUGUAUUAUGAUUUUAAUCGGAAUCAAAAGAGUACUACUAGAAUGUAUGGCUUUGUUUGAGUUUUCCAUAAAACUGAUAAAUUGUUUAAAAUAAUCAAUGUGAAAGUUGAGGUGUAUUUUAUUAAAGGAUGUUUACAGGACCCUUUUUUUUAAAUCACUGCCUUAUUUUUCUUCUUCUGUUUUAAAUAUUGAUUAUCGAUCAUUCUGGCAGUUUUGUGAAUCUCCUUUGUGUUACUAGCCUGUUGUGUUAUGGUGAACCAACAACACAAACCGUAUUAUGCAUUUGUAUACAAGGCAUUGUUGAUGGAAUAGCACUGAGGGACUAACUGACUCAUUGUGAGGCAGCCAAUUAGUGCAAACAUCAGCUGUUGUCACUGAGGCAGGUGGCAGAUUCUCCAGCAGCACUAUGUUGCUAUUCUAUAUAAAGGACGGGUUUUAGUAGCAGUAUGUCCAUCCUUUACACUGCAACUGAAUCACAACAUAGUCUUUCCCAUUCCACCAUGCGUCAUCCCAUUCCACAUCGCGUUCUGUCAUUCCACAUUGUGUCCUCCCAUUCCACUUUUACUGUUUGACAGCCCUUUUCAAAUAUAAUAGACUGACUAGAAAAAGCCCAAUCCCUGAUUUACCAUGCAUCCCCAAAAUAAUAGCAGCCCUGUGUUUACUACGGAGCCUUACGUGUACCAAUAAAUGAUUUUACAGUGUGUGUAAUCAUUCUAAUACCAAUUAAAAAGAAUAUAACAAAACCGAUUAAAUACAUGUUUUUAAAUGAUUCUGAAUUCUGUUACCUUUAUUAUGUCUUUAAAUGUAAUAAAAUGACUUUGCAGCAA
Gasterosteus aculeatus aculeatus (three-spined stickleback) is the source of this 6252-nucleotide messenger RNA. RefSeq names its product inositol polyphosphate multikinase b (gene ipmkb). Gene Ontology annotation, cellular component: nucleus; cytoplasm. The record is from RefSeq and is a predicted model, not a curated record. Lineage: Eukaryota; Metazoa; Chordata; Actinopteri; Perciformes; Gasterosteidae. Gene Ontology annotation, biological process: inositol phosphate biosynthetic process. Gene Ontology annotation, molecular function: inositol-1,4,5-trisphosphate 3-kinase activity; inositol tetrakisphosphate kinase activity.